AUGGAAUAUACCAAGAACAAGACCCUUUUUGGUCCCGAUUGGGAUCUCAAUGGCUGGACCGCCUCUGACGAUCGCGUCCGUGGGGGAUCCUCGGUCUCCGAGCUCCAGCCUACCAAGGAAGGAGUGAUUUUCCACGGCAACCUCGACAUUGAGACCCUCGGCGGCGCUGGAUUUGCCUCACAACGCACAGUUGGUAAAGAACAAACCUGGGACCUCAGUGGGCUUGACGGUGUCGAGCUUCGUGUCGGCCCGUCGGACGGAAAACGAUACACCUUCUGUUUGACAGACGAGAUCCUGGAACAGAGGCCCGAUGGUCGUGAGCAAAGUGCUCUGGUCUGGGAAUAUGACUUUUGCACAAAGGAGACUGGACAUAAAAUUCGAGUGCCAUGGAAGGAGCUAAAGCCGACAUAUCGAGGGAAGCCGGUUGAAGAUGCGAGACCCUUGGAUUUGUCGCGAGUGAAGAGGUUCAGGAUCAUGAUUCGAAGUUUCUUUGGGGACCAACAAGGUGACUUCAAGUUGGAGCUUCGAUCGAUCGGAGUUUUCCGCGAAAGUUACGUUGACAAUCCUGCUCUCGCUAGAGAGUCUAUGGACUAUGUCUCUGAGAAAAUGGAGGACUGGCAGGAAGCCAGAGCUGACAGAGGCUGGUCUCUCAGCUGUUGCUCGUGGUUCUAA
Molecule: messenger RNA, 672 nt
Organism: Penicillium paradoxum
Lineage: Eukaryota; Fungi; Ascomycota; Eurotiomycetes; Eurotiales; Aspergillaceae
Product: CIA30 family protein
Exons: 2
Coding region: 1-672 (223 amino acids)
Biological process (GO): NADH dehydrogenase complex assembly
Source: RefSeq, a predicted model, not a curated record